CUGUGGAAGCGCCUGCAAUGGCUUCAAGGAACAGGAAACCAACCUUCAGAACUCUAAACUACCCCACAAACGCAAAAACAGACUCACAUUAACAUACCAGGGCCGUUAUGUGAGACGCUUUUAUCUUUCCUAGUCUUCUGUAUGGCUGCGAAAAUUGAUGAAAUGGGUGUUUGAAGAACAGUUUUCCUUCUUUUCUUGUAUGCAGGUCAUCCUGGCAAAUAGCAUAGUGAAGCUAACGGUGGUGAAACCUCAAGGGUGGUUGGCUGGGAUCAAGUAUGGCGGAAUGGACAAUCUCCUCGACAUCAAGUCGCCCGAAUCUCAUCGAGGAUAUUGGGAUGUGAAUUGGAGCGUACCAGGAGGCCUGGAACCACAUCAAUUCAAUGUGCGAUGCAGAAUUAGUGGGACAAAGUACAAUGUCAUCCACCACAGCUACGACAAGAUAGAAGUUUCGUUCAGGACUACUUACAAUCCUUCCGGCCUGGGGAUCAAGCUUCCCCUCAGUAUCGACAUAAGGUACAUACUGCAGAAUGGGGUUUCAGGAUUCCAUUGCUAUGCAAUCUACGAACGUCCUACAGGUUGCCCUGCCUUCGAUCUUUCUCAGACAAGGAUGGUCUUUAAGCUCAGGAGAGAAAAGUUCCACUACAUGGCAAUCAGUGACGAGAAGCAGAGGAUAAUGCCAAUGCCAGAGGAUCUGCUUCCCCAUAGAGGCAAACGGCUAAUAGUGCCCGAGUCAGUUAUGUUAGUCAAUCCCAUUAACCCAGAUCUCAAAGGAGAAGUAAGCACAGCGAGAUAUAACUGUGUCAAGAUGCACAACAUUCCUGGCCUGUGAAUAUUUGAAUCGAGAUAAUUGAAUGAAAAUGCAGGUGGAUGACAAGUACCAGUAUUCAAUGGACAAUCAAGAAAGUGGUGUCCAUGGAUGGAUCAGCUCUGAACCGUUGAUCGGUUUCUGGGUCAUCUUCCCGAGCCAUGAAUUUCGUAGCGGUGGACCAACGAAGCAAAACUUAACCGUCCACACUGGUCCAGCUUGCUUAGCUGUAAGUUUUCACAACCUCGACACCAAAUGUUCUAGUUUUCCUUCUGAUGAACCCAGAAAAAUGAUCAUCCCGAUGGCUGACCAACCACAGAUGUUUCAUGGAAUGCACUACAUUGGAGAUGAGAUGGUGACUCACUUCGAAGCAGGAGAGGAUUGGAAUAAGGUCUUCGGCCCGAUCUUUGUUUACCUUAAUUCAACCCCAACCAUAUCGAAUGCACACAGCUUAUGGCUUGAUGCCAAGAAACAGAGGCUGCUUGAAGAGGCAGCAUGGCCUUAUGACUUCAUCUCUUCCAAGCAUUACAUCAGGGCUGCAGGACGUGGUUCUGCUUACGGAAAACUGGUUGUCCAGGACAAAUUUCUUCAUGGUUCGCUCAUCCCUGCCAAAUCUGCUCAUGUUGGUCUAUCGGUCGCAAAAAAGGCAGGAGGAUGGCAAACAGAGAGCAAGCAUUACCAAUUCUGGGUGAAAACAGAUUCAAAUGGAAACUUCAACAUCAAGAAUGUUAUUCCUGGGAUCUAUAGACUUCACGGCUGGGUUCCUGGGUUCAUCGGUGAUUACCUCGAGAAAGGAUUCAUUGACAUCACUGCAGGAUCAGAAACCCAACUUGGAGAUCUUGUCUAUGUUCCUCCCAGAGAUGGUCCAACCAUGUGGGACAUCGGCUUCCCAGAUCGUACAGCCAGUGGUUACUAUGUCCCUGAUGUGAGUCCUAUCUAUGCCAACAGGCUAUUUCUCAACAGCCAAGAGAAGUAAGCAAAUCAGCAGCUGCUGUCUUUAUGAAUUGCAUGAGAAUAUUGUUAUCUUGUUUCUAGUAUGUUGUGGCUGAUCAGCUAUCCCAUUGUGCUCCAGGUUCAGACAAUAUGGCUUGUGGGACAGAUACACAGAUGUGCACCCAGAAACCGAGCAGACAUUCACAAUAGGCAUCAGUGAUCCAAGAAAAGAUUGGUUCUUUGCCCAAGUAAACAGAAAGUGGGGAAAGAGUCAGUAUGUGCCUUCAACCUGGACAAUCAAAUUUAUUAUGGAUUCAGUAACCACUGGUACUUACAAGUUGAGACUGGCCAUUGCAUCAGCAACCCGUUGCAGUCUUGAGAUAUGCAUAAAUGGUAUGGAUCCAGAGCAUACAGUUUUUGAAGUACUAAACCUAGGAACAGACAAUGCAGUAUGUCGACAUGGAGUCCACGGACUAUAUCGGCUGUUCAGCAUUGAAGUUCACUCUUCACUAUUGAUCAAAGGAGACAACUCCAUGUUUCUUCGACAAACGAAGGCUGGGAGUGCACUUUGUGGAAUCAUGUAUGACUACGUAAGACUAGAAUCUCCAGCAUUCUCCGAGAGUUCAGAGCAGAACUUUGAAUUUAAAGCACAAACCUCUUGAGUUUCUGCUGCUCAC
Messenger RNA from Linum tenue, 2415 nucleotides. The record is from the annotation of a GenBank genome assembly. Lineage: Eukaryota; Viridiplantae; Streptophyta; Magnoliopsida; Malpighiales; Linaceae.